This is a messenger RNA of Amphimedon queenslandica, 1436 nucleotides long. RefSeq names its product transient receptor potential cation channel subfamily A member 1 homolog. Bases 77 to 1183 code for a protein of 368 amino acids. The record is from RefSeq and is a predicted model, not a curated record. The transcript is spliced from 5 exons. Gene Ontology annotation, biological process: monoatomic ion transmembrane transport. NCBI's taxonomy places the organism in Eukaryota, Metazoa, Porifera, Demospongiae, Haplosclerida, Niphatidae. Gene Ontology annotation, cellular component: transmembrane transporter complex; membrane. Gene Ontology annotation, molecular function: monoatomic ion channel activity.
AUGUUUAGAAGAAAGAUUUGUAUCUCAAAUAUACACAAAUAUUACUAGUGUAUGCCUGAUAGUUUAUUCUGCAAUCAUGAUAAUACGAGAAGUAUUUCAACUGGUUUUGUUUAGAGAAGAGUAUUUGACCAGUUUUGUUAACUUUAUUGAAGUCCCACUAUUCAUCUUUACAAUAAUGUUUGCAUCAGUACAUAGCAACCAGUGCUAUUGUACUCAUUCAUGGCAGUGGCAGAUUGGAGUGAUUGCUGUAUUUUUUAGUUGGAUUGCACUGAUAUUCUCCAUAAGGAAGCUACCAGUAGUUGGAAUAUAUGUGGUCAUGUUUAUUAAGAUUUUUAACAACUUUAUCAAGGUUGUUGUCCUUGCCUUACUAUUAAUCUUAGCCUUUGCAGUUCCUUUUUAUAUGAUGUUUUAUGAUCCUCAAGAUAGAGCAGAAGGAAUACGUACUCCAUUUAUCACUCCAUGGAGGACAACUGUUAAGGCAAUAACAAUGACAGUGGGCGAACUCGAUAUGGAUUCAUUAUUGCGACAGAAUAAUCAAAGGAAUGCCCCUGAUGUACAGUAUCCAGUGAUUACAUUUUCAUUGAUAAUUGUGUUUGUGAUUUUAAUGCCAAUUCUAUUCCUUAAUCUAUUGAUUGGUUUAGCUGUUGGUGACACUGAUGAAAUACAAAAAUCAGCUGAUACUUACAGACUAACUCUGAGGGUUGAAUUUACAUUACCUAUUGAAGAAUUUCUAAGAUCAUUUAGAAGCUAUAUUGAUGAAAAGGGGCGACUAAAAAAAGUUUCAUCUUUGUUAGGAAAGAUUGUAGCUGUCACUAAAAAGAAAGAUAAACCAAACAAACAUAAUUUCUUGAAACGAAAAAUUGAUGAGAUUGAGAAAUCUAUUAAAACUGAACCUCCAGCAACUCUAGCUGAUGUUAAAAACCAAAGCAAAUCAUUAUCUGACGAAAUGAAGAGCCUACGUGGUUCAGUAUCUCGGGAGGUGAAGGAACUACGUAAUUCUGUAUCUCAGGAGGCGAAGGACCUAUGCAGUUCAGUAUCUCAGGAGGUGAAGGAUCUACGCAAUUCAGUAUCUCAAUUGUUAGCUAUUGUUAACAGUAUGAAUGAAAGACAAGGAGGAGGAGGAACAGAAGGAGGAGCAUUGGGAGCCGGAGGAUUAGAAGAGGAUAUGACGCAACAGAAAUAAUUUUGCUUAGCUUGUGGAGGAGGAAGGAGAGUGAUUUUUAACGUUAAAAAUUAAAAUUAGUAUUGUGUGGAUUUUAUAGACUAUUACAUGCUGAACUCUUUUAUAUUUUGUUUUUGUGUGUUCCUUUACACUCCCUUUAUUGCUACUGCUCCUUAUUACUAGCCAAUAGUUUUUAUUUUGUGUGCCCCCUUAUUGCUACUGAUUGCUUUUUAUGGCUUUUGUUUUGUGUGCCCCCUUAUUGCUGUUGCUUUUU